UUGAUCUCUUUACUAGUUUUGCUCUCUUGUUCUUGUUCUCUCAAAUGAGAAACGAGCUCUCUUGUCUUCUCCAUCGAUCAAUUGUUGAUCUACUAUAAUCCUUUAACACCUACUAGCAUAGGGUUAAAGAGAUUCCGUCAUAGGUGGCGUGGACUAUUUUUAGAGGGAAGACACUUGUGUUCCUACCGUGACGAUAACCGAACACCGUUCACUUUGUCAAGCAAUUAGUAGCCGUUUCCACUGUUGGUUUGGAACGGGGUUCGUUCUUGAGAACGUUCAAUCACCUACAUUAAACAGAGUGCACCAAAAGGUUGAUAUCCUAAACAAUUCAAUUUACUCUUUUUUGCAUGAGAUCUGCGUCGUAGCAGCAACUAGACGGGCGAUUUGAUCGCUAAUUACAGUAUUAUAUUGUAAUUUAAACUCUAAUUUCAGCUGCGUUUUACGUCUCAAGGGCUAUAGAAAACUAAUACGUCUAAGGUAAGCUUUAGUAGUGAAACAGACCACUAGAAGAAAGAUUGAGCAAAAUUAAAAAAUAAAGGCAAAUUUGAUCAUUGAAAGGCCAUCGAAGAAUCAAAUAUAGUUGAAUAUGAUGAAAACUCAGGGAUGGUUUGGUUGUGUUUUCAAUGGGAUUUUUCUCACUUUUUACUGUUUGAGAAUGUGGGAAUGUGUUUGUUUUGUACCUUUUUUAGUGAGAAUGCAUUCCCAAUUCAUUUCUCAAUUUCAAAUUUAAUAGGUCAAAUAGGCUUGUCAUAGUUGUCUUUUCUUGUCAGCCACUAUUUGCUUCUUUCCCAUCAAUUAAAAUUGGUUUUCUCUCUCAACCAUUCCUUUCAAUGGACUUCUCAAAUAAAACCAGCUCUCCUCCUCCUUCUUCUUCCCCUGAAACUCACCCACGGAUCCAUCCGUUUUUUACGAACGUCGAGUCGUGUGGUUCGAACAACAUAACUUGCCGGAAGAGAAAGCGCGGCACUCGAACGAAGAUGAGUCGAAAGGGGAAGGAGGCAUGUAAUACGUCUUCGGAUCCAAAGUCACGGACUGACGAUGCUUGGUGGGAUAUGCCACAGGUGUCAUUGCUCAUCGAAUUAAUGUAUGAGCAUUUCAAGAAAGGACACCUUCUGUCAUCAACAUUUAGUGAGCAAAUUUGGCGUGAGAUCGGGAAUGAAUUGUCCCAACGUAAUAAAACACAAUACAUAGUUGCGCAGCUUAAAGGUAAGGCUAACAGGUUUCGAAUGCUUUGGCGUAAGUUUUACGAUUUGGUGUACAAACGGACUGGUUUUGGUUGGGACCCAACAACGUGCACCGUGACUGCAUCAGAGGAUCGUUGGGCUGAAUGGAUCGCGGCUAAUCCGAGAGAAUCUGGCUUGAAAAAGAAGGGUCUUCCUCAUUUCGAUUUAUGUACUGAGAUGUUCUCAUCUUCUGUGGCCACUGGUAGCCAUGCCCGUUCUUCUGCCAUGCCUCCUGUAUCCAACAAUGACAAUGAUGACGUUGAUGUAAGCUACCCUACAAUGGCUACUGGUAAUCCACUUGAAUCCGGGCCCGAGCAAAUUCCAACAGCAAGAAGAGGUCGGCAGCGAAAAGGGGAGCAAAGUGAUCGGUUGAAGCGAGUUGAUAAAUGCAUUGAUGCCAUAACCGCUUGCAGUGAAGUCAAAACUCAGAAGCUGACAAAUGUUAUGAACGAUAAUAUUGGAGAAUGUCAUCGAGCGGGCGUAAUGUCAACGUCACUCAACAAUCGGCAAGCCCAUUCACCAAAAGAGUUAUUUAAUCAACGUCACUCACAGUUGCGUAAUGUCAUCGAGCGGGCGUUUGAUGUGCUAAAGAACAGAUUCCCAAUUCUGAAAGGACCUAUGCCGCCAUACAGCUUAGAUCGUCAACGAGAUCUUGUCAUCGCAUGUUGUGUGAUCCACAACUUCAUACGGAAGUUUGGCAUAGAUGACCAAUUUUUUGAACAUGGGGAACGGGGAGAGUUUGACGAUCUCGACAAUGAAGCAAAUGACCAGUAUCGUCGUUUGCCUCAACAAUCGCAACAAGACAUUGAUACGCAAGCGGCAUUCCGCGAUGCAAUGGCCGGUCAUUUGUGGUCUGAUCGAGAUACCGGUAACGACAAUACUGAUUAAAUUUUUGUAUUUGCAAAUGGGGUUGAGGAUUAA
Messenger RNA from Sesamum indicum (sesame), 2144 nucleotides. RefSeq lists its product as uncharacterized. The record is from RefSeq and is a predicted model, not a curated record. NCBI's taxonomy places the organism in Eukaryota, Viridiplantae, Streptophyta, Magnoliopsida, Lamiales, Pedaliaceae.